Molecule: messenger RNA, 1741 nt
Organism: Puma concolor (puma)
Lineage: Eukaryota; Metazoa; Chordata; Mammalia; Carnivora; Felidae
Source: RefSeq, a predicted model, not a curated record
CCUGCAGUGGCCAUCGCCUCCGAGGCUGAGCACCGUCUGUUUGAGAGGCUGUUCGAAGAUUACAACGAGAUCAUCCGACCUGUAGCCAAUGUGUCUGACCCCGUCAUCAUCCAGUUUGAGGUGUCCAUGUCUCAGCUGGUGAAGGUGGACGAAGUAAACCAGAUCAUGGAGACCAACCUGUGGCUCAAACAAAUUUGGAAUGACUACAAACUGAAGUGGGACCCCUCUGAGUAUGAUGGGGCGGAGUUCAUGCGUGUCCCUGCACAGAAGAUCUGGAAGCCGGACAUUGUGCUGUAUAACAAUGCUGUUGGGGACUUCCAGGUGGACGACAAGACCAAAGCUUUACUCAAGUACACAGGGGAGGUGACUUGGAUGCCCCCCGCCAUCUUUAAGAGCUCGUGCAAAAUCGACGUGACCUACUUUCCAUUUGAUUACCAGAACUGCACCAUGAAGUUCGGCUCCUGGUCCUACGACAAGGCAAAAAUCGACCUGGUCUUGAUCGGCUCUUCCAUGAACCUCAAGGAGUACUGGGAGAGCGGCGAGUGGGCAGUCAUCAAAGCCCCGGGCUACAAGCACGACAUCAAGUACAACUGCUGUGAGGAGAUCUACCCCGACAUCACGUACUCGCUCUACAUCCGACGCCUGCCCCUCUUCUACACCAUCAACCUCAUCAUCCCCUGCCUGCUCAUCUCCUUCCUGACCGUGCUGGUCUUCUACCUGCCUUCCGACUGCGGCGAGAAGGUGACCCUCUGCAUCUCGGUCCUCCUCUCGCUGACCGUGUUUCUCCUGGUCAUCACCGAGACAAUCCCUUCCACCUCGCUGGUGAUUCCCCUCAUUGGCGAGUACCUCCUGUUCACCAUGAUUUUCGUGACCCUGUCCAUCGUCAUCACCGUCUUCGUGCUCAACGUGCACUACAGAACCCCGACCACGCACACCAUGCCCGCAUGGGUGAAGACCGUUUUUCUGCACGUGCUUCCCAGGGUCAUGUUCAUGACCAGGCCCGCGAGCAGUGAAGGCCACACCCAGAAGCCAAGGCCCUCCUACAGUGCUGAGCUCUCAAAUCUGAACUGCUUCAGCCGCACGGAGUCCAGAAGCUGCAAGGAAGGCUGUCCCUGCCAGGACGGGAUGUGUGGCCACUGCCACCACCGCAGAAUAAAAAUCUCAAACUUCAGUGCCAACCUCCCGAGAAGCUCCAGUUCUGAGUCUGUCAACGCUGUGCUGUCCCUAUCUGCUCUGUCACCGGAAAUCAAAGACGCCAUCCAGAGUGUCAAGUAUAUUGCCGAAAAUAUGAAAGCACAAAAUGAAGCCAAAGAGAUUCAAGAUGAUUGGAAGUAUGUCGCCAUGGUUAUUGAUCGAAUUUUUCUGUGGGUUUUCAUCCUGGUGUGCAUUCUAGGGACGGCAGGAUUGUUUCUGCAACCUUUGAUGGCAAGGGAUGACGCUUAAGCACCAAACUGUGUUUGCCAGAGGCUUCCUGGCAUGCAGAGGGGGACUCGUUUGUUUUUAUUGUGUAAAAUACACUUGGCCAUAAAAUGUACCAUCUUCACCGUGUUCAGGCCCACAGCUCGGUGGUGUUAAAUAGUCAUCGUUGUGCAGCCGCCACCACCAUCUCCAGGACUCUUCGUCUUGUAAGACCGCAUCUCCGCACCCACUGAACACUAACUCCCUGUCCCCUCUCCCCCUAAAACCCACAUUAUACUGUUUUGACUACUUUAAGUACCUCAUAUAAGCAGAAGUGCACACU